AAAAAUAACUUCUCCACCACACAAGGCUGUCUCUUACAUCAUGCAAACCUCAUAACAAGACUCAAUUCUCCAUAAAUCCAACACCAACAAUGAAUUUCCACUCUCUAGUCCAACCCGAUUCCUGGGUCGCAUUUCGACUGCCCUCCGAUACGCUGAAAGUCGUUCAGAUAGCCCCAAAUACGUGAGUGCUAAUCACAGAAGUGAGCAUCCUCACAUACAAACCAGCUCCAGAGCUAACCAAGCUGCAGAGUAAUAUCGCUAGGAAAAUAUGGAUCGUUUUCGAGUAAUGACCUCCUUGGAAGACCCUACAACCUAACCUAUGAACUCCUUGACGCAAAGGCCGGCCAGAAAGCAGCGGGGUUACGUGUAGUCCCAGCCGCAGAACUGCACGCCGACACGAUUCGCGAAGAAGAGGAAGCUGCAAAUCCAAAGAGUUCGGAUGAUAAAGUUGUGCUUGGAGGUGAUGGAGUAGAGUACGAGUUAGUAGGAGAGAAUGGAGAGGUUAUCAUGCGAUCGAAUCGCGAGACUAUCGAUGAUGCGGCGAGUCAAACGCUGACCAUGGCUGAGAUUGAGAUCUUGAAACGGGAGGGAACUGGGGCAGGACAUGACUUAAUUGCGAAGUUGAUGCUUAGUCAUACUGCUAUUGAUCAGAAAACUGCUUUCUCGCUGGCGAAGUAUAAGUUGUUGAAGACGAAGAAGUAUUUACGGAGAUUCACGGUAUUGCCGCUCGAUGUCGAGCUGCUGACGAACUGGUAUAUGAAUGAGAGGGAUGCUGGAAAAAUCAUGGAAAUGAGAUCGGAGAUGUUGGCUCUGACGGGGAGUUGGGCAAAUGUGCAUUUCUCCGAGUCAUUACCAGACAUUGAAGGCGGAAAAUGGCUGAUAGUCGAUGAAACAGGAGGAUUACUGGUAGCAGCAAUGGCAGAAAGAAUGGGGAUAUUAUAUCCUUUGGAAGGAGAGAUGGAGCCUUCGACAGAGAAGGCCCAUCGCAGAGACGAACCGGCACUCGCAACUUCAAAUACCCUAACAAUGAUCCACAACAACGCCCAACCCAACCUUAGUCUACUAAAAUACUUUCAAUACGACCCAACAAUAGCCAAUCCGCCAUGUCCUAACCACCCUCUAGGGACGCAUCUCCAUCCCCUCUCCUGGCUCCAACUCAUCUCCCCCGAAAAAGACACCACCUACAGCACGCCCGUAGAACCCCUCUCAGAAGAAGUCCUCGGUUCGCUAAAGCCCGGAAAAAGAGGAACCUACUACCGCAAACUCCGGCGCUGGAAAAGAACAACAAACAUCGUCGACACGACACUCUCAGGAGGUUUCUCCGGUUUGGUCGUAGCCUCCCAAAUGGACCCAACCUCCAUCGUACGGCAUACAAUCCCCCUCUUACGCGGCGGAGCCAACGUCUCAAUCUACAGCCCCACCAUCGAACCCCUCGUGCAACUCUGCGACCACUACUCCACAGCCCGACGAACAGCAUUCAUCACAGCACCGCCUGAAUCCUUUGCUUCCCUAUCCACGGACGAAGAAAGAGAUAAUUGGAAAGGGGAUGAGGAUUUCCCGCUCAAUCCUACGUUGUUGCUUAAUGCUACGGUGCAGAGUGCUAGGGUGAGGAGUUGGCAGGUUUUACCUGGGAGGACGCAUCCGCUUAUGACGGCCAAGGGGGGUGCGGAAGGGUAUCUUUUUACGGCCGUUAGGGUUGUGCCUGCGAGGGGACGGGUGGAGGCUCGAGGGAAGUUUGGGAAGAAGAGGAAGGUCGAUGAGGUUGUCACGCCUGGCGGGGAGGGGGGGAAGAGUGAGCCGACGGAGAAGAAGAUUCAUCUUAGUGUUGAGGAAGAAAUCAAACUUACUUUGAUGGGAGAAAAUACGCAGGCUGUGGAAGCUGUUGGUAAUAGUAGUGCGGAUGUGGAAAUGAGUUUAUCGUAGUUAGUAAUCAGUUGAGAGAAUCUGG
Molecule: messenger RNA, 1948 nt
Organism: Hymenoscyphus albidus
Lineage: Eukaryota; Fungi; Ascomycota; Leotiomycetes; Helotiales; Helotiaceae
Source: the annotation of a GenBank genome assembly